UAUUCAAUAAAACGGUUGUCGUUACAAAUUUUAGAAGUCGAUUACCGCACGACAAUGGCCGCCGGAAACUACCUACCGACGGCGGAAUUAACGGCAAGUGGCCGGCCAGUUCUCUACCCGGGCGAAAUUGAAAGCAGUCUGCUCUCUUCCGUCGACCUUUUAUCAGAAGAAAACCCUAAUUUUCCCCACCUUAAAUCCGGUCUCCUCAUUCUCACCAAUCACCGCCUCCUAUGGCUUCCCAACUCCACCCCAGUUUCAUCUCCCACCCCUGUACACAUCCCGCUUUCCGCCGUCUCCCACAUUUUUUCACUAAAAAAGUCGAUUAAAUCUGUAUUUUCAACCCCUAGGAUAAGAUUCCAGGUCUCAGUGACUUCCGAGGGGAGAGUAGACGAAAAGGGCUUAAGAUCGAUCGUAAUUGCUUUGGUCUUGAGAGGAAAAUCGGACCCAGAGGCGUUUCUUGGGAAGUUCUGGGAGGCAUUGAAGGUGAGGGCUUGGGAGGAGAUUAAGGUUGGUGCAAGUGGAGCUGAGGCGGGGUCAAGUUCGGGGUCCCGGAGUGGAGAGGGGAGCUUGGCGCUGAGGAUGCCGGUGGUUGGAGUUGCAGGGAUUUUGAGGAAGGAGCAAGAAAUGUGGGAAAGUACUGAUAAAAGUUUGCAGGAUGCAUUUCAAGACCUGAAUGCUCUCAUGAGCAAGGCUAAGGAGAUGGUUAUGCUAGCUGAGAAAAUGAGGUUAAAGCUUCUCGCUGGUUCAAAUAAUCAAGCAACUGGGGCAGCCGAAGAUGAACUGGGUACCAAAGAAGAGAUGCAAGAUUGGUUAUUAAGUGUAGGUAUUGCAUCUCCAGUUACAAAAGAGUCUGCUGGUGCUUUGUACCAUCAACAGUUAUCACGCCAGUUGGCAGAUUUUGUUAGGAUUCCCUUAGAGAGAGCUGGAGGAACAAUUAAUCUCAUAGAUGUCUAUUGCCUUUUCAACCGGGCUCGUGGCACAGAAUUAAUAUCACCUGAUGAUUUGCUUCAAGCAUGUUCUCUGUGGGAGAAGUUUGAUGUGCCGGUGAUGCUUCGGAAAUUUGAUAGUGGUGUUAUGGUCAUCCAGAAUAAGGCUCACAGUGAUGAUGAGGUAAUUUCUUUACUCAUAUUGAGUUCAAUUUUAUCCACUGUAUCUGUGUGUUUACAUUUUCUGUGCCCUGCUUCUUGGUUUGAGGUGCUUGGUUAAAUGAUCUUAAUCUGUUUAUAUUUUAAAACUUUAUAUGAAACGUUAGA
Molecule: messenger RNA, 1253 nt
Organism: Coffea arabica (coffee)
Lineage: Eukaryota; Viridiplantae; Streptophyta; Magnoliopsida; Gentianales; Rubiaceae
Source: RefSeq, a predicted model, not a curated record